AUGAGACAUAGUCAAGAAAUAAGAACUAUCGUAGAAAAAGAAAUAGCGACUAAGUCUCUAUCGCAAUAUUUCGAAAUAGAUGAAGAAUUUAGCGCAUUGUGCAAACGUUGCAAUGAUAAAAAGGACAUAUUUUACGGAACAGAUGCCUUAAAACACAUUUGUAUAGAAACAAAUCAACGUUUAAGGUCUCGACAACAACCUAAAGACAAUGAUGUGAACAGAAUGACACAAUCAAGCACACAGCACUCUAUAGCCACUGAAAAUGCAAAUACAAGCUCCCAUCAUGAUGACAUAAAUAUGCAAGCUCCUCGAAAUCAAGACCAACAAAGUAACACAUCCCUAUACUGUGCGGAUGCAAUGGCAGCUCUAGAAGAAUCAGACAAUUGGAUGUGGAAACAUGUUGUUAAAUUAAACAGUUUUGCUCUACGGUGCAAUACAGAUUGUUGUCUUCAAACGUAUUAUAAUAAAAAUACAAGUAGAUUGAUAACAUCGAUGAAGGCACAUUUAUACCAUAAGCACAAAAUAUGGAAUGAACAAGAUCACUUAGAAUGGGGAAACAACAAUGACUUGAUAUGGCAAUAUUUUAACAAAAUAGACUUAUACAAAGGAAAAUAUGCUUUAAUACAUCACAUUUGUUUGAAAAAGAAUCAACGUUUAAAGUCUCGACAAAAAUCUAAAGAUAAAAAUGUGAAUAUAAUGACACAACAGUCUAUAGUCACUGAAAAUGCAAAUACAAACUCCCAUCAUGAUGAUAUCAAUAGGCAAGCUCCUCGAAAUCAGGACCUCCAACAAAGUGACAUAUCGCUAUACUAUACGGAUAUAAUGGCAGCUCUACAAGGAUCGAACUAUUGGGUGCGGAAACAUGUUCUCAAAUUAGACAAUUUUGCUGUACAGUGCAAUAUAAAUGGUUGUAACGAAAUUUUUAUAACUAAUAGUAAACAUGCAAGUAGAAUGAUAACAACGAUAAAGGGACAUUUAUACCACAAGCACGAAAUAUGGAAUAAAGAAGAUCGCUUAAAAUGGAUAAACGAUGAUGACUUGAUAUGGCGAUACUUCGACAAAGUAGACUUAUAUAAAGAAAAAUGUAAAUUUUGUAACAUUUUACUUUAUGAAGCACAUAUACCAUUUAUAAAGAACCAUCUGCAAAGACAUUGUCAAGAAAUAAGAACUAUUGUACGAAAAGAAAUUGCGGAUAAGUCUCUAACGCAAUAUUUUGAAAUAGAUGAAAAAGAAUUUAGCGCAUUGUGCAGACUUUGUAAUGUUAAAAAGGACAUAUUUUACGGAACAGAUACCUUAAUACACAUUUGUUUAGAAAAAAAUCAACGUUUAAGAUCUCGACAAGAACCUGAAAGUAAUAACGUGAACAGAAUGACACAACAGUCUUUAGCCACUGAAAAUGCAAAUACAAAUUUCCAUUAUGAUAUAAACAGGCAAGCUCUUCGAAAUCAAGACCAACAAAGUAACACAUCACGAUGCUGUGCGGAUUUUAUGGCAGCUCUAGAAGGAUCAGACGAAUGGGUGCGGGAACAUCUUAAAUUAGACAAUUCCUAUGUACGGUGCAGAAGUUGUACUCAAGCUUAUAAAAUUGGUAAAAGAAAUCAUUUUAUUGAAAUGAUAAGAUUGAUAAAGGCACAUUUAUACCAUAAGCAUGAAAUAUGGAAUGAAGAAGAUCGCUUAAAAUGGGAAAACGACAAUGACUUGAAAUGGCGAUACUUCGACAAAGUAGGCUUAUAUGAAGUAAAAUGUAAAUUUUGUGACUAUUUACUUUGUCCACCAUAUGUACAACUUAUAACGUCGCAUCUGCAACGUCAUCGUCGGGAAAUAAGAGCUGGUGUACGAAGAGAAAUUGCGGAUAAGUCUGUAUCGCAUUAUUUCGAAAUUGAUGAGGAAAAAUUUAGUGCACGGUGCAAAAUUUGCAAUGUUGAAAAAGACAUAUUUUAUGGAGCAGAUGCCUUAAUACAUCACAUUUGUUUUAAAAACAAUCAAUAUUUAAGACGUCGAAAAGAACUAGCGGCAGCUCGUCAAAGGUCAGACAAUUGGGUGUGGAAACAUGAUCUUAAACUAAACAAUUCUACUAUACGGUGCAAUAUAGAUAAAUGUAAUAAAACUUAUCAUAAUAAAUCUAACAAAUCAAGUCUGUUGAUACAAUCGAUGAAGGUACAUUUAUACCAUAAGCACGAAAUAUGGACCGAAAAAGAUCGCCUAAAAUGGGAAAAAAACAAUGAUUUGGUAUGGCGAUAUUAUGACAAAGUAGACUUAUACAAAGGAAAAUGUAAAUUUUGUAUGGCUUUUCAUCGUGAAGCAGAUCUAGCAUAUCUAAGGUGGCAUUUGCGACAAAAGCAUAGUCAAGAAAUAAGAGCUGUUAUAAAAAAAGAAAUUGCAUAUAAGUCGCUAUCGCAAUAUUUCGAAAUUCAAGAGGAAGAAUUUAGUGCACGGUGCAAACAUUGCAAUGUUGAAAUGAAUAUAUUUUACGGAUCAGAUGUCUUAGUACGUCACAAUUGUUUUAAUUAUCAACCUUUAAGAUCUCGACAAGAACCUGAACAUAAUAAUGUGAACACAGUGAUACAACAAUCUCUAGCCGAUCAAAAUACUAAUACAAGUUCACAUCAUGAUAAUAUAAAUAGACAAGCUCCUGAAAAUCGAGAAAAUCAACAAAGUAACACAUCACGAAAUUGUGCGGAUGCAACAGCAGCUCUAGAUGAAUCAGAUAAAUGGGUGUGGAAACAUGUUGUUAAAUUAAACAGUUUUACUAUACAGUGCAAUAUAGAUUGUUGUGAUCAAACUUAUUGUAAUAAAAAUACAGGUAGAUUGAUAAAAUUGAUGAAAGUACAUUUAUACCAUAAGCACAAAAUAUGGACUGAAGAAGAUCGCUUGAAAUGGGAAAGCAACAAUGACUUUAUAUGGCAAUAUUUUGAUAAAGUAGAAUUAUACAAAGGAAAAUGUAAAUUUUGUAAAAAAAUUCGUCGCGAAGCAUAUUUACCAAAUCUAAAGGGGCAUCUGCGAAAAAAGCAUAGUCAAGAAAUAAGUGUUGCUGCACAAAAAGAAAUUGCAACUAAGUUACUAUCGCAUUGUUUUAAAAUCGAUGAGAAAAAACUUAGUGCAUGGUGCAAACGUUGCUAUUUUGAAAAGGACAUACUUUACGGAACAGAUGCCUUAAUACAUCACAUUUGUUUCAAAAAGAAUCAACGUUUAAGGUCUCGACAAAUAUCUGAAGAUAAAAAUGUGAACAUAAUGACACAACAGUCUAUAGUCACUGACAAUGCGAGUACAAAUUCCCAUCAUGAUGAUAUAAAUAGGCAUGCUCCUCAAAAUCAAGUCCUUCAACAAAGUAACACAUCACGAUACCGUGCGGAAUUAAUAGCAGCUCUAGAAGGAGCAGACGAUUUUGUGUGGGAACAUCUUAAAUUAGACAAUUCCCCAGUCAGAAAUGAUAAUAGAAUCGACGCCGAUUCGAUGCCGAUUUCAUUAUUAUUUCUGACUGGUUCUAAUGUACGGUGCAGAUAUUGUAUUCAAACUUAUGAAAUUGGAAAAAGAAAUAAAUUUAUUAAAUUUAUUGAAAUGUUAACAAUGAUAAAGGCACAUUUAUAUCAUAAGCAUGAAAUAUGGGAUGAAGAAGAUCGGUUAAAAUGGGAAACCGACAAUGACUUGAUAUGGCGAUACUUCGACAAAGUAGACUUAUAUGAAGCAAAAUGUAAAUUUUGUGGCAGUUUACUUCAUCAACCAUAUGUAUCACUUAUAAAGUCGCAUCUGCAAAGUCAUCGUGAAGAAAUAAGAGCUGAUGUACGAAAAAAAAUUGCGGAUAAGUCUCUAUCGCAAUAUUUCGAAAUUUAUUACGAUGAAUUUUACGCACGGUGCAAACGUUGCAAUGUUGAAAAAGACAUAUUUAACGGAACAGAUGCCUUAGCACGUCACAUUUGUUCGAAAAAGUAUCAACGUUUAAGGUCUCAACAAAAAUCUGAAGAUAAUAAUGUGAAUAGAAUGACACAACAGUCUACAGGCACUGAAAAUGCAAAUACAAGCUCCCAUCAUGAUGAUAUAAAUAGGCAAACUCCUCGAAAUCAAGACCAUCAAAGCAAUUACGCUAUUAGAUUAUUAUAUAGCAACACAGGAAUAAAUGACUUAAGAUCUCACUAUCAACAUCACAUGAAUGAAAAUUCAAGAUGUGAAAGAGGAGCUGCAUAUAAUAGCGAUUAUAGAAUAAUGCAACAAGACGUAGCUGCAGAAAAUAUGACUACACGUUAUCAUCAUGAAAGUAUAUAUUGGCAUGAUCUGGAAAGUCUAAAUCGACUAAGGUAA
Trachymyrmex cornetzi is the source of this 4296-nucleotide messenger RNA. RefSeq lists its product as uncharacterized. Gene Ontology annotation, molecular function: DNA binding. The record is from RefSeq and is a predicted model, not a curated record. The coding region runs from base 1 to 4296 and encodes 1431 amino acids. NCBI's taxonomy places the organism in Eukaryota, Metazoa, Arthropoda, Insecta, Hymenoptera, Formicidae. The transcript has 8 exons.